This is a messenger RNA of Amphiprion ocellaris (clown anemonefish), 2048 nucleotides long. RefSeq names its product SREK1-interacting protein 1 (gene srek1ip1). Bases 129 to 656 code for a protein of 175 amino acids. Lineage: Eukaryota; Metazoa; Chordata; Actinopteri; Pomacentridae. The transcript has 5 exons. The record is from RefSeq and is a predicted model, not a curated record. Gene Ontology annotation, molecular function: nucleic acid binding; zinc ion binding.
GGGAACCAGUAGUUUCCUGAACAAAUGAUUCCGGCCGACGCUAUUUUGCGUGAGGACACAGAAAUUCAAAUUCGUGCUUUAACAACCACGAGUUUUGUAUUUUUCUCUGCUUUAUCGCGGAAACAACAAUGGCUGUACCGGGUCCUAAUAAGGACAACAUCAGAGCUGGGUGCAAGAAAUGUGGAUAUCCCGGACAUUUAACGUUUGAGUGCCGAAAUUUUGUACGAGUUGACCCCCAGAAAGACAUUGUUCUGGAUGUAAGCAGCACCAGCACCGAGGAGAGUGAAGACGAUGCACCUGCAGCUCAGCGCAAUGAGAAGCUAGGACGAGGUGGACAGCAUCGCAAAGGUUCCCAUGAUGAUGACAAUGGCGAUAGAAAAAAGAGACAAAAACGGAAGAAGAGCAAAGACAGAAAGUCAAGAAAAAGAUCUGACUCAUCAUCAAGAGAUGAGGAGACUCCAAAAAAGAAGAAGAAGCGCAACAGGUCACACUCAUCAUCUGACGAAGAAGAGAGGAGGAAGAAAAAGAAACUAAAAAGCCACAAGAAGAAAUCUAAAAAAAACAAAAAGGAGCACAGCAAGCAUCACAAAAAAAGACAAAAGGAAAAGGAAUCAUCUUCCUCUUCCAGCUCCGGUGAAUCCUCAGAAAGUGACUGAACCAACUAACUUUGCAGCUUCUGGAUGUCCAAUAUAUUUAUUUUCCAGUUUAUGAAAAGUGUGGUUUGCUGACAGUGUUUAAAAAGGCACCUCAUAUUAUUCCAUACACGUUUCCAUUAUGAAGACAAGGACGUAAAUGGUUUGCUACUUAAAAAAACAAUGCAGAGUAGUGUACACUGCAGAUGACAGUGCUUUGUGAUGACACCAAGUGGUACCUUCUUGUAAACGUAAAAAACAAAAACUAUGUAUUUGCAUUUCUUUGAAGAAUUCUAAAAAACAACCAAAGGCUAGGGAACAGGCUUUGAUUUCAUUUUCUUUGCGUUUCUGGAGCCAUUGUAUUUUACAUUUGACAUCAUUUGCUAGGUGCACAGGAACCGUGACACAUGAUUUACGUUAUCGUCACGAAGCCCACUCUUGUCUUGUCAUACAUACAACAAAACAUUAGUGGCACAGAAAAGUCUGAAUACUUUUGGUGUUACAGAGUUCUAUUCUAGGUUUUUAGGUGGUGGUGUUGCUUUAUUUGUCUUUCUAUACUUUUUUGCUACCAUGCUUCUUUUUAAAAUUUUACCAAAACCAUUUUAAUUGGUCACGUGUCAAACAUAAUUCAACUCUAAUAAUAGCAAUAAAGGUCACAGGGACAUUUCUGGCUAAAAUACUGGCCAGUAUUAGUAGUUAGCCCAUUUCUUAUCAAUCUCGACAGUAGUUUACCUUAAAAGUUGGUAACCAUUUAAGCAGUAUAGAAUGGCUUAAAUGUUCAAAUUUCAUAGGACAGAGAAACUCAUGGAUGUUCCUGUUAGAAUAAUGUUCUUUCCACAUCUUGCUAAAAACUGUCUGGACAUUUGAGGAACCCAUUCCAAAACGUUUAUAAAUGUCGACUGUGGCAGGUGUCAUUACCUGAGCCUCUAUAUACAGCUUUGUUAUUUCCAGUUCAGCAUUUUGGUUCUUCCUCUGUAAUAAAAAUAUAUAUUUGUAUCAAACUGUCAUUCUCUUCAGUUUGUGAAAUACUUUCUAUUCACAUCAGUACAAGAUGUGACAUGACUAAAUAUGACUUUUGAUCAGAAAAGUAUACCAACUUGUACAUGACAGGAAAGCAGAUGCAGUACAGUCUUGUUUCAAGUAGAGGGCAGCAACAUGCCUGAAAUGUGUGAAAACCUCACUGAAUAGUCAUGGGAUGAAGGACGAUGAGCUCAAAAAUGUUUUUAUAGUUGGUUGCAAGAAAAAUUGUCUCAAGCAAUUUCACUCUCCUCCACUGGUGGCUCUGUUAUGCUGUCGAGGGCCUGUUGCUGCCAUUGUUGGGGUUCACUUGUCCUAUAAGUGAGUAGGGGCACUGCAAAUCAGUGCAAAAUUCUGAGUGAUCUGCUUUACCCUUUUAAUUAAACAUCUCUAUCCUGA